CACACGUCGCACAGGUUUCUGGGAACAGUGUACGUUCCCGAGGUAAACUGGACCCUGAUGGUCGCCUGCUUGCUGAUAACAGCGGGUUUCCGGGAGACACAGCAGAUCGGAAAUGCAUACGGUGUGGCAGUCGUGCUCGUCAUGGUCGUGACAACGUUUUUGUUGGCUAUGGUUAUGAUUCUUAUAUGGCACAGCAACCUCUACUUGGCCUUCUCCUUCCUGGCGGUGUUUGGCUCGCUUGAGUUGCUCUACUUUUCAUCGGUUUUGUUCAAGGUGAUGAGCGGGGGAUGGGUUCCUCUGGCAAUAGGCUCGGUUCUCAUGGCAGUCAUGUACUUCUGGCACUACGGCUCUUGCGAGAGGCACAAGUUUGAGCUCCAGAACAAGGUGUCCCUUGGAUGGAUCCUCCAGCUCGGCCCAAGCCUCGGGAUGGUGAGGCUGCCAGGAAUCGGCCUGUUCUACACCGAGCUAGCUCACGGGGUUCCAUCGAUCUUCUCGCACUUCCUCACGCACUUUCCAGCGGUCCAUUCCAUCCUCACCUUCGUGUGCGUCAAGUAUCUCCCGGUGAGCACCGUCGCCAAAGAAGAGAGGUUCCUUCUGAGGAGGAUCGGUCCCAAGCAGUUUCGGAUGUACCGCUGCGUGGUGAGGUACGGCUACAAGGAUCUCCACAAGAAGGACGACCACUUCGACGAGCUUCUCAUCCGCGCACUGGCCGCCUUCAUUCGCUACGAGUCGCUCAUGGAGAGCGUGGACGAGCAGUCGGAAGAGACCGUGACGAGCAACGGGUCCCUGGAAAGCUGCGGCGCGGCUCCUCCACUGCAAGCACAGGUGGACGGGCACACCAUCACUGGCAGUGAGAUUUGCUUGACAGCGUCAAGCGUCUCCUCGAUCCAGCGGCAAACUCCAAGGAGCUUGAGAGAGGAGGAGGACGAGUGCGCGUUUCUAAUCAAGUGCAAGGAAGAUGGGAUCGUUCACAUAAUGGGGAGCACUGUGAUGCGAGCAAGGCAAGGGUCGGGCUUCUUCAAGCGGCAUGCCAUCAACUCGGGGUAUAGUUUCCUGCGGAAGCUGUGCAGGGACACGAGUGUGAUAUACCAUGUACCUCACGAGAGCCUCCUUCACGUAGGGAUGGUUUAUAACAUUUGAUAUGUGGCUAAAGUCACCUUUCGUUUUUGUAGAA
Messenger RNA from Selaginella moellendorffii, 1174 nucleotides. Its product is annotated as potassium transporter 9. The annotation marks the transcript as partial. Gene Ontology annotation, biological process: potassium ion transmembrane transport. Gene Ontology annotation, molecular function: potassium ion transmembrane transporter activity. Gene Ontology annotation, cellular component: membrane. The transcript is spliced from 2 exons. The record is from RefSeq and is a predicted model, not a curated record. NCBI's taxonomy places the organism in Eukaryota, Viridiplantae, Streptophyta, Lycopodiopsida, Selaginellales, Selaginellaceae.